CAUCAAUUCCCGAUAGAGCUUCUUUCCUUCGAUAUUUACUCCGUCAACGAAUCCUCGCCCGUUGUCUCCCCCCGGUCUUUCAACCAUCCCUCAACCCCCAAAGCGCAACAUCGUGAACCUGAACACCAAUCUCGUCAGUUCUCAUCGUUGUUAUCAGCUCCGACUGCUGUAGACCGAAAGCCAAACCCUCGUCCGCUCUUCCCCAAUUUCCAAGAAAAAAAGAUGUCCCAGACUUCCACGAUAGUGACGGCAUCAGUCGCCGCUGCCGUUACCGGCUUGGUUGCCUACGCCGCCUUCUUCGAUUACCAGCGACGCAACAAGGCCGAAUUCCGGAGAGAACUGCGUCGAAACGAGCGCCGACAGCACAAGGCUGAGAAGGAGUCGGCUCAGCAGGAGACCGUCCGCCAGAGGGAAUCCAUCAAGGAGGCCGUCGAUGAGGCCAAGGAGGAGGGAUUCCCUACCGACGUCGAGCAGAAGGAGGCAUACUUCCUCCAGCAGGUUUCCGAGGGAGAGACCCUCUCCGCAGACCCCACGCGCGCCGUUGAAGCCGCGCUUGCGUUCUACAAGGGCCUCAAGGUCUACCCUACGCCUGGUGACCUGAUCGGCAUCUACGACAAGACCGUUCCCAAGCCCGUCCUUGACGUUCUCGCCGAGAUGAUCGCUUACGACUCCUCUCUCAACAUUGGCCAGUACCAGGGUGGCAUCAACGCUGACCUCGGCGGCAUGCCCACCGUCGGCCUGGACUAAAAGAGCCUCGUUCGAACGUUAUAGCUCUCACCAUAACGAGUUCCCCUCCACUCUCUCAUAUCCCCCCAAAACCUGUGGACACACAUUACGGCGCGCUCGCCCCCAAAAAUUCCGCAGUCACUCCACCAAUGGCGUGAUGCUGCAAAUCCACCAUCCCAUACGUAAUCCCCCAGCAUCUUGCGAGAAGAGGAAGGAGGAAUUACGACUUUUCACUGUACAAUACCUGGCCGGCUGGGGCUGUUUUGAUAGAAGGUUUUGUAAGAGGAAAGAAACCAAGUGUAUAUUGACGAUCCUGGCAGGGACAAAUAGGCAAGAAGAUGAAGAUUCACGAAAUUCCACAAUUUCAUAAUGCGUGUGU
This is a messenger RNA of Colletotrichum godetiae, 1105 nucleotides long. Its product is annotated as MAS20 protein import receptor. Gene Ontology annotation, molecular function: transmembrane protein transporter activity. NCBI's taxonomy places the organism in Eukaryota, Fungi, Ascomycota, Sordariomycetes, Glomerellales, Glomerellaceae. Gene Ontology annotation, cellular component: mitochondrial outer membrane translocase complex; mitochondrial outer membrane. The record is from RefSeq and is a predicted model, not a curated record. The transcript has 4 exons. Gene Ontology annotation, biological process: intracellular protein transport; protein targeting; tRNA import into mitochondrion. The coding region runs from base 223 to 747 and encodes 174 amino acids.